This is a messenger RNA of Petromyzon marinus (sea lamprey), 1058 nucleotides long. The record is from RefSeq and is a predicted model, not a curated record. NCBI's taxonomy places the organism in Eukaryota, Metazoa, Chordata, Hyperoartia, Petromyzontiformes, Petromyzontidae.
AAUGAGAGCGAGCAGGUGUGAGUGGUGACGUCGCUGGACGCGCUUCAUAAAAUCCGCGACGUGGGCAGAAGAGGUUGUCGUUGAAGCUACAAGCGUCACGUUCAGAUUCUUCUCGCGUACCGACUCGACCGCGCGUCUUCCUCUGCCAAGAUGAGCGACCUCCAUGCAGCCACCCUGAAGCUCCUGUCCACCUUCAAUGAGCUCGCCCGCGACAACGCGGUUAAAGAUUGUCUGAAGAAGGAGAAGUUCAGGAGCUUCCUGAAUGGGGAUAAGGGCAAGAGUCUGAUCCAGAAUCCCGUGGAUGGGUUCGUGGUGAGCCGCAUUCUGAGGGACCUUGGCGAUGACAAAGAUGGGGAAGUCGACUUCCUCGAGUUCGUGAUCACGAUCGCGGCCUUGAAAUUCUGCUGCCACCCCAACUUCCGAGCGCACCACGAGCGGAAUGGCAGGACCCACGCGCUGUGCGCAUUCAAAGAGUAAACGCGUCUCGUGCAUGAUACGGAUGCUGUGAAAUAAACAUUGUGGUUGCAUCAACGUGGCGCGUUUCACUUUACUCUGGGUAUAGAAACAGCCGCGGUGGUCAUCCAUGCGCUGUCCUUUGCAAUGUCCACGAUGGGCGGCUACCACGAUACGUCUAGCGAUAUGGAAUGCCAGGAAUCCAUUUAAUGCUUUAAGUUGUGGUUUCAUAACUGGAAGGAUGACUGAAGUUAACCAAAUCUAUUAAUUUUAUGCUCGAUUGCUUUAACGAGGUUUAUGCGCAAUAUCAACAGCGCGAUUCUAAAUAUUACCAAGAUGGUUAUCUGUUUUUUUUUUUACAACCUCCAAACAUUAUUAUCGCAAAAGCCCCGUUCCCACAAUUGGCAUCAUAACCGCAACCACCGUGUGCUUUGGAAGGUGGCUUUAGGGCUGAUUUCCAGCCUUUUUUUACCGUUCCAAGUAUCUGAAAUGGGAGGAGGGGGGGGUAGAAAAGAGAGUUGCAGUUUCUUUACAUUUUCUUUAAGGAUUUCGGCACGUUCAUCUCAUAAAAAGCAAAGUUGUGAAUGUGUGUGUGUGUUCAAAAU